CGUCGUCGUGUCUUGCCUUUCCAAUUAAUCCAUGAAAAUCCGCCUUGAGCUCGAUUCUCCCGACAAUGGCGGCCUCGAGUGAACCCAACUCAACAGAAGACAUCUUCGACUCCUCACUGAAUCUAGAAGAAACCCACCUCAAAGAAGGCUACAACGAGGGCUACGCCGACGGUUUAGUCCCCGGCAAGGAGGAGGGCCGGCAAGUGGGCUUAAAAACCGGGUUCGAAGUCGGCGAAGAGUUGGGAUUUUACAGGGGUUGUAUUGAUGUAUGGAACUCCGCUAUUCGGGUCGAUUCGAAUUGCUUUUCGUCUCGGGUCGUGAGAAGCAUCAAACAAAUGGAGGAGUUGCUGAACAAGUACCCGAUUUCCAACCCGGAAGAUGAGUCGGUUAGCGAUGUUAUGGACUCUUUGAGGUUGAAGUUUCGGGCUAUUUGUGCCACCUUGAAUGUGAAGUUGGAGUAUAAUGGCUAUCCCAAAUCUUCUGAUGGUGGAAAUAUCCAAUUUUGAGGUUGAAGAAAAGGAACUUGGUCACUUUGUGGUGCAGGGGAAGAAGGAAAGUGUUUUUCAAGUGCGUUGGCUUGAGAUCCGAGCUGACUCUACACUUUUCUUUGUGAAAGAAAGGUUUCAUUUUCACACAUGCCUUGAGGAUGGAGGGUGGAGACAAAAGGUUGAUAAAUGACUGUAAGACUGUGAUGCAAAAGAUUGUUGGUGGAGUGCUUGCUGAUAACAGUCAUUAACUUGUCGUGUUUUGGGCAGGUUUAUAGCAAUUGAGCCAACAAUUAAUUCUUUAAAGUAGAGCUCUAUGUCGGAGAAAUUUUUAUGCUUGUCUUAGCCCUCAUCAGCUUCUCCUGGCUUCAUGAAAGCAUAUUGUCUUGUAGUUUACAUAAAAUUUAUAUUACAAUUGGAGCUAGUGAUGCAUCAUCAAGGGCUUCCGAGGCUGUUCUUUCUGGACUCUGUACAAAGACUGAAGUGUUGGAAAGCUUCUAAAAUGCACCUAUCUUUAGCUGACAUGAUCGACAA
Messenger RNA from Coffea eugenioides, 1019 nucleotides. RefSeq names its product protein LTO1 homolog. The transcript has 2 exons. The record is from RefSeq and is a predicted model, not a curated record. The coding region runs from base 66 to 506 and encodes 146 amino acids. Lineage: Eukaryota; Viridiplantae; Streptophyta; Magnoliopsida; Gentianales; Rubiaceae.